AGGGGUAUUUUCCUUGGUGCUCCCGUGUUCCUAAUCUUUUUUUAACAAAGACCUUUUAUUUUCUUUAAAAGCAGUGGCCAUUCUGAUGAUAUUUCUGCCUUCUUUAAGGCUGGGACUUAUGGUGGGCUAGGUGGGAAUCGCACUUUGGCAAGGUACAGGCUUCUUUGGGGAUGUUUAGGGCCGGAUCACAAAAGGUGGGACAAGAGAGCUGCAGGUCAAUGAGAGAAGAGCAAGUGUAGUCAAAUCGAGGGGCAAGGGCCUGAAGAAGGCCAGUGUGACCAGGGCCACCGGCAUGGAAACCACCAGGCCCCUGGGGCCACGGGCGGCCAUGCCCAGCAGGCCUUUGUGACCCACGGGGACCUCGUGCCCAGAGACCAUUGUGAAGUGGGUCCAUGUUGUGACGUUUUGGGCUACCUCACCCUGCAGUGGCCACUCCCAGGAGAGCAGCUCUCUGAGGAGGCAGCAGCUUCUCUGGAGGCAGCAGCUCCCCUGAGUGUUUCUGGCAAGGAACACUGAAGAUGUGGAAGCAGCAGGAGGCAAAUGCCCACGGGCGGCCCUGUCAGGGGCAGCCACUGCUGUACAAACGGCAUGGGCCAGCAGCAGGGCAGGGCCAUGGCCUGCCACCCGUGCAAGCCGCACGUGGUGCGCUGCUCUGCGCUGCGACCCAGACAUCUUGGAAGCACCUGGAGCGCUCUGAGGAGCUCAUCAAGGUGCAGUUAGGGCAUGGGGACACUACUUGCAGUGACCUCUUUAAAGAUCUGGGCCCAUAUCUGCGGGAGAACAGGUCCACCUUGAGAACUCCCAAGUGGUUAAGUGCCCGCCAGGAGUCGCAGGGAAUUCGUUGGCCAGCCAAGCAAACUGCGAGGUGCAAGCGGCCGUGCCCGGGGGAUGAGGCGGCUUUGGUGCGUCGUUUGCGUAAAAAGAGGGAGGAGCUGGAGCAGCUGGAAGACAAAGUGUAUGAAGAGAUGUUUAGAGCCAUCUUCUCCUCCCUGGACAACAAAGAAAACACCACGAGCUCCAGGAGCAACCUCACAGAUCCACCAAGCCCCGUCCUGGAGCCUGCUGCAGGCCAUUUGGAGAGGCACAGUGCAGCCUGCAUGACCAAAGAUGCCGCAGGAGAGACACAGCACUCGGAGCCUGUGUCCCUUGACCAGUUGUUGGCCGAGCUGAGCCCUGUCUCUCAUGACUCGCUGUCCUGCGACACUCUUGUAAAGGAGCUCCUGGAAAACUGGGAGCAAGAGGAGCUCCCUGACACAGAAGCAGCAGGACAGAGGGACAGAGAGCCAGAGAGUGCCUUGUUUCUCCCACGGCAAGAGAAAGAAGGAGGUGUCCUCAGGGACGCCUCAAGUCUCACACUGGAACUUGUUGCAGGCUCCCAGGGCCUGCACAGCAUUUCGGGCUUGACCAAGGCCUCAGCAGGAGAGACAGACACAGAGACGGCACCUCCUGACCGGCUGGCAGAACUGUGCUCUGCGUCUGCUGAUGAACCAUCCUGCGAUGCUUUUCUAAACAAGCUCCUGGAAAAGUGGGAGGAAGGAAAGCUCCUUGGCAGAGCAGCAGCAGGAGAGAGGGACAGCGAGGCAGAGAGCCCGUUGUCUCACACACCAGAAGAAGAAGAAGAAGACGAAGAGGCAGCACCUUCUUCUGAGGAGAGCGAUCCCUGCGGCAAGGGGCACAGCGAGCUUCUCCCCAGGGUGCUGCCCGAAGAGGCAAAGGGGUUUGCGGUUUGCGCCGCGCCUGCCGAUGCCGCGGACGAGGCCGACGCGGCAGGCACGGAGGCUGGCCGCGCCCAGGCCGCCCCUGCCCAGGAAAAGCCCUGCGGGGAUGAGCCGCCGGCAGGAGCUUGCCCGACGCCUGCCCAGCCCCUGGCCCGCAGCGUUCCUGCCUGCCCCGCUGGCAGCGCAGCCGUCCCGCAGCCCCCGGCCCCACGGCGAUGGCGCUCCAUGGCCAAGAGGGCCCGGCGGGCUCUGCGCCGCCUUUUCUCCUGCAGCUGCCUCAGGGGGCAGCCGGAGGAGUGAGCCCGGGACCAGCACCAGGGCGUUCAGCAAAGAUGCCGGCUCGCCCUGAGGAUGCCCAGCUCCCCGGGGCAGCGGCAGGUCCCUGAGGUAACGGCACCAGGGAGGUGAAAAGACUGGAUGCACCGAUGGGUGAAUGAUGCUCAAGGCAACCCACUUGCCAAAGAUAGGAAAAUGCCUCCCUGGAUACCAGCAACAACACAGCCUGGAGAAAGGUGUUAACACUGGAUGAGCGACCCGGGGUCCUCACGUCGAGAGGAACCACCGGGACCCCAGUGCAGAGAAGCACAGAGUGAGGGAAGACCAAUGGGACGCUGCUGGAGCCAAGCUUCUUGGCCUGUUGUCUGUUCAAUCUCUUCCUCACCUCACCCCAGCCUUGCUCUUCCCCAUACCUCACCCCCCUCAACUUUUCUCCAGCCCACCACAUCCCACCCCAGAUCUUGCCAUGACCAGCCCCUCUAUUUGCACCCCAACCACCCUGCAGUUCCCCCUCUUUCCUUCUCACCCUCCUCUUUCCUAUCCCUUUCUGUACCCCACAUUGGCAGUGAAAUAAAUCUCUGUUGUUGAUUUGGA
Vidua chalybeata is the source of this 2588-nucleotide messenger RNA. RefSeq lists its product as uncharacterized. The record is from RefSeq and is a predicted model, not a curated record. The transcript is spliced from 2 exons. Lineage: Eukaryota; Metazoa; Chordata; Aves; Passeriformes; Viduidae. The coding region runs from base 519 to 2018 and encodes 499 amino acids.